Messenger RNA from Micromonas pusilla CCMP1545, 303 nucleotides. RefSeq lists its product as uncharacterized. Bases 1 to 303 code for a protein of 100 amino acids. The transcript has a single exon. NCBI's taxonomy places the organism in Eukaryota, Viridiplantae, Chlorophyta, Mamiellophyceae, Mamiellales, Mamiellaceae. The record is from RefSeq and is a predicted model, not a curated record.
AUGGAACGACCCAAAGUCGACGGCGCGUUGAACGCGAUUUUGACCGACAUGAUCGGGUUGAUGCGCGGCGCGAUCGACCGGCUGGACGCGUUACCGGACGAGCCCGGGUGCGGGUGGAAGAAGGACGAGCCCGCGUGCGAUUUCGGGUGCGUCGCGGGGGAGCUGUGCGUCGCGAAUAAGCCGUGGGUCGCGGAGACGAAGACGGAGACGCGUGAGGCUGCGGCGGCGGCGGCGCGGGAGUCGCCGCUGAAUCCGGGGGGGGAGACGGACGAGGCCGGGGACGGCGACGGCGACGGCGACUAA